Molecule: messenger RNA, 6388 nt
Organism: Alexandromys fortis (reed vole)
Lineage: Eukaryota; Metazoa; Chordata; Mammalia; Rodentia; Cricetidae
Gene: Lamc3
Product: laminin subunit gamma 3
Exons: 28
Biological process (GO): tissue development; animal organ morphogenesis; substrate adhesion-dependent cell spreading
Cellular component (GO): basement membrane
Source: RefSeq, a predicted model, not a curated record
GGUGUCUCUGCCAAACCCAUUUCGCAGAGAGAACUGCAGGCCAGGCUUACAAUACGGGUCACCGCAGCCCAGCCAAAACAAGCAGGCACUCCCGGGCACGUCCAGCAGGUGGGGGUGAGCACGAAGGGACUGAGGUCGGACGGUGGGGUGUCGCCUGCGUGGGUCCCGCCCUCAGAUGCCGUCGGGUCCCGCCUGCAAGGGAGGGCUACUGGGCCAGUGGAACGCAGAAGGGCCGAGCACCAAAUGCAGCCUAGAGGGGACCGCGGCACAGCCCGAAGCCGGGCGCGGGCCAUGGCUGUGUCCGGGGUCCUGUCCCGCCUGGCAGCGGUGGCGUCAGUGGCGCCGGUGUCCCUGGUGAUGCUGGUGAUGCUAGAGGCGCAUUGCGCAGCGGGUGCGGGCAUGGGCUCUUGCUACGACGACGCGGGGCGCGCACAGCGCUGUCUGCCUGAGUUCGAAAAUGCGGCUUUCGGCCGACGGGUCGAGGCCUCACACACGUGCGGACGGCCCCCAGAGAACUUCUGCCCGCACGUGGGGGUGCCAGGCGCGGGACCACAGUGCCAGCGCUGCGACGAUGCCGACCCCCAGCUCCGCCACGACGCCUCCUACCUCACAGACUUCCACAGCCUCGAUGACAGCACCUGGUGGCAGAGCCCAUCCAUGGCCUUCGGGGUGCAGUACCCCACUUCGGUUAACCUUACCCUGCGCCUAGGAAAGGCCUACGAGAUCACCUACGUGAGACUGAGGUUCCACACCAGUCGGCCCGAGAGCUUUGCCAUCUACAAACGCACGCGCACCAAUGGACCCUGGGAGCCCUACCAGUACUACAGUGCCUCCUGCCAGAAAACCUAUGGCCGUCCUGAGGGUCACUCUCUGUGGCCGGGUGAGGAUGAGAGGGUGGCCUUCUGUACCUCUGAGUUCAGUGACAUCUCCCCCUUGAACGGGGGCAACAUUGCCUUCUCCACACUGGAGGGCCGUCCCAGUGCCUACAACUUUGAGGAGAGCCCUGUGCUGCAGGAGUGGGUCACCAGCACUGAGAUCCUGAUCUCUCUGGACCGGCUCAACACAUUUGGAGACGACAUUUUCAAGGACCCCAGGGUGCUCCAGUCUUACUACUACGCUGUGUCUGACUUCUCUGUGGGCGGCAGGUGCAAAUGCAAUGGUCACGCCAGUGAGUGCGGCCCCGACGAGGCUGGUCAGCUGGUUUGCCAUUGCCAGCACAACACCACGGGUGUGGACUGCGAGCGUUGUCUGCCCUUCUACCAGGACCGUCCGUGGGCCCGUGGCACUGCAGAAGACGCCAAUGAGUGUCUACCCUGCAACUGCAGUGGGCACUCCGAAGAGUGCACGUUUGACAGGGAGCUCUUCCGGAGCACUGGCCACGGUGGGCACUGCCAUCACUGCCGUGACCACACAGCCGGGCCACACUGUGAGCGUUGUGAGAGGAACUAUUACAGAUGGGGCCCAAGGACACCAUGCCAACCCUGUGACUGCCACCCAGCAGGCUCCCUGAGUCUCCAGUGUGACCACUUGGGCACCUGCCCCUGCAAGCCCACAGUGACAGGUUGGAAGUGUGACCGUUGCCGGCCCGGGUUUCACUCCCUCAGCGAGGGCGGCUGCAGACCCUGUACCUGCAAUGUUGCUGGAAGCUUGGGAACCUGUGACCCCCACAGUGGGAGCUGCCCCUGCAAAGAGAAUGUCGAAGGCAGCCUAUGUGACAGAUGCCGCCCUGGAACAUUUAACCUGCAGCCCCACAACCCGGCAGGCUGCAGCAGCUGCUUCUGCUAUGGCCACUCCAAGGUGUGUGCCCCCGCUGCCGGUUUCCAGGCACACCACAUCCUCUCAGACUUCCGCCAUGGAGCUGACGGUUGGCAGGCCAGAAGCACGGGGUCAUCAGAGCGUCCUCUGCAAUGGAACCGGAAUGGGAUCCUCCUGCAAGGAGAGGAGGGACUCUCAGCACCAGAGAAGUUCCUGGGAGACCAGAGACUCAGCUAUGGACAGCCAGUCAUACUGACCCUCCAAGUACCACCUGGGGGCUCCCCAACCGCUGUGCACCUGAGACUGGAGGGGGCGGGCUUGGCUCUGGCUCUGAGGCCCUCCAGUUCACCCAGGCCUCAGGACUCCAGGCAGCCAGGACAGGUUCAGCUCCGGUUCCUCCUGCAGGAGACCUCUGAGGAGGCAAACAUCCCUCUGCCUGCCUUCCACUUCCAGCAGCUGCUUGCCAAUCUGACUGCCCUGAGCAUCUGGACCAGGGGCCAAGACCGGGGCCAUUCUGGAGCAGUAACCCUCUGUGAAGUCCAGCUCACCUCGGCCCGGGCCCAGCAAGGGCUUGCCCCAGCAGCCUCUUGGGUGGAGUCUUGCUAGUGUCCCCAAGGAUACACAGGGCAGUUCUGUGAAUUCUGUGCCCUGGGAUACAAAAGAGCGACACCUCGUGGGGGUCCCUACACCAGCUGCAUCCCCUGCACCUGCAACCAGCAUGGCACCUGUGAUCCCAGCACAGGGAUCUGCCUGUGUGGCCACCAUACCGAGGGUCCUUCCUGUGAGCGCUGCAUGCCAGGUUUCUACGGCAACGCCUUCUUGGGCCAUGCUGAUGACUGCCAGCCCUGUCCGUGCCCCGGCCGAUCAGCCUGCACAGCCAUCCCAGAGAGUGGGGAGGUGGUGUGCACACACUGCCCCCCUGGCCAGAAAGGACGGCGCUGUGAGAGCUGCGAAGAUGGCUUUUUUGGGGAUCCUCUGGGACUCUCUGGAGCCCCCCAGCCCUGUCGCCAGUGCCAGUGCAGCGGGAAUGUGGAUCUCAAUGCUGUAGGCAACUGUGAUCCUCGUUCUGGCCACUGCUUGCACUGCUUGUACAACACCACAGGCGCCCACUGCGAGCACUGUCAGGAUGGUUUCUAAGGGAGCGCCUUGGCCACCAGGCCUGAGGACAAGUGUGCACCAUGCAGCUGUGACCUGAGGGGCUCAGUCAGUGAGAAGAUAACCUGCAACCCAGUGACCGGCCAGUGUGCCUGCCUGCCUCACGUUACGGGGAGGGACUGCAGCCGCUGCAGCCCUGGCUUCUACAAUCUCAAGUCUGGAAGGGGCUGCCAGAGCUGUAACUGCCACCCGCUCGGAUCCUUGGAAAACAAGUGUCACCCCAAGACUGGCCAGUGCCCCUGCCGACCCGGAGUCACAGGCCAAUCCUGUGACAGAUGCCAGCUGGGUUUCUUUGGCUUCUCCAUCAAGGGCUGCCGAGACUGUAGGUGUUCCCCGCUGGGCGCUGCUUCACCUCAGUGCCACGAGAACAGCACCUGUGUGUGCAGGCCCGGCUUCAUGGGCUACAAGUGUGACCGCUGCCAGGACAAUUUCUUCCUCGUGGAUGGUGACACAGGGUGCCAGGAGUGUCCCACCUGCUACGGUCUGGUGAAGGAGGAGGCAGCCAAGCUGAAGGCCAGGCUGAUGCUGAUGGAGGGGUGGCUGCAGGGGUCUGACUGUGGCAACCCCUGGGGACCACUAGACGUUCUUCAGGGAGAAGCGCCUCGGGGGGAUGUCUACCAAGGUCACCACCUACUUCAAGAGGCCAGGGAAGCCUUCCUGGAGCAGAUGGUGGACCUGGAAGGUGCCAUGAAGGCCACGUGGAAGCAGUUGCAGGUGCUGAGAGGAAGCGUCCGCUGUGACCAGCCUGGAGCUCAGAAGACCUGCGCCCAGCUGACGGAGCUGGGGGACACAUUGCGGUCCUCAGAGGAGGGGGUCCUGCGUGCAGCCUCAGCUCUUCCUUUUCUGGUGAAUCUUCAGGAAGGAUCCAGCCCACCCGCCAAUUGGAGCCAUCUGGCAUCAGAGGCCCACAUCCUUGCCAGGAGCCACCAGGACACAGCCACCAAGAUCGAAGCCACUGCACAGAGGGCUCUGCUUGCCUCCAACACCAGCCGUGAGCAGCUGUGGGAUCUGCUGAGAGGGAAGGAGGCCUUGGCAGCCCGGCGGGAACUGGAGGACAGGUACCAGGAGGUACAGGCAGCCCAGACUGCCCUGGGCACAGCUGUGGCAGAUGUGUUGCCCAAAGCUGAGAGGGCACUGACCACUGUGAAGCAAGUCAUUGGUGAUUCUUCCCUACAUCUGGGCUUGCUGGUCACCACUGGAAGAAUGCCUCAGAACUCCCAAGCCAUGCGUCUGGACUGGAAGGUGAAGGCCUUGGAACAGAAGUUGGCUCAGAGGGAGCGCCAGGCCAUCCAGGCUGAAGGAGCCCUGCAGGUGGAGGCUGGGGCAGCCCUAAAGAAGAUGGAGCCCUUCCUGCAGCUACGCAACAAGACCACAGCUGCCCUGACGCAGGCUUCCUCAGCUGUCCAAGCUGCCACACUGACUGUCAUAGGAGCCGAGACUCUGCUAGCUGACCUCGAGGGAGUGAAGCUGAGGUUUCCUCUGCCCAAGGAGCAGGCAGCGCUGAAGAGGAGAGCAGGCAACAUCCGGGCUAGGCUCCUGGAGGAGUCGAAGAGGAAGACCAGGCAGGCAGAGAGGAUGCUGGGAAAUGCUGCCGCUCUCUCCUCCAGCACCAAGAAGAAAAGCAAAGAGGCCGAACUGACGGCCAAGGAGAACGCCAAGCUUGCGAAGGCUUUGCUGAGGGAGGGGAAGCAGAGGCACCGUCGUGCCAGCCGACUGGCCAGCCAGACCCAGGCCACACUCCGCCAGGCCUCUCGGCUAGUACUCACAUCAGAAGCGAGCAAGAAGGAGCUGGAGGAGGCUGAGCAGGUGGUCUCUGGGCUGAGCACCGUGGAGCGCCAGAUCCAAGAAUCUCGAGGGUCUUUGGUGAAGGACAUCCAGGUCCUGUCAGAGCUGCUCGCCAAGCUGGAGUCCCUGGAUGCCCACCAAGCUCCUGCUCAGACCCUGAAUGAGACCCAGAGGGCACUGGAGAGCUUGAGGUUGCAACUGGGCUCACAGGGAGCCCUGCAUCACAAGCUGAGACAGCUGGAGCAAGAGUCUGCUCGGCAGGAGCUGCAGAUCGAGAGCUUUGAGAGUGACCUCGCUGAGAUCCGAGCUGACAAGCACAACUUGGAGACCAUUCUGAGCAGCCUACCAGAGCACUGCGCCAGCUAGACCUUGGCACCCCCUCCCCACCUUGCUGUUACCUGCCCACUCUCCAGCUGUCCCAGGUCUGCCUGCUGUGUGUGCAUGUGAAUGACCACACUCCCUUGCUGGUAUGUCCAGAUCCUCUUCAGUGUGAGCGGCAAGAGUUAGUACAUGCUCACGACUCCACAGGUGGCCCUGUGUGUGGCUCACAGUGUGUGCUCCCUGCACAAGCAUCAGCUCCUCCCCUCAGUGUGUGCACCCUGCACACACAUCAGCACACACCGCCUCAGUGUGUGCUCCCUGCACACGCAUCAGCACCCACCCUCAGUGUGUGCUCCCUGCACACGCAUCAGCACCCCCCUCAGUGUGUGCUCCCUGCACACGCAUCAGCACACUCCUCAGUGUGUGCUCACUGCACACGCAUCAGCACACCCCCCCCAGCAUCAGUAAGAGGCAUGUAGUUUACGUGUGUGUGUAAUGCACUUGUGUGUUCAGAACCGUCUGUGCAUAAACACACAUGACAGUCCAGCGCUGUCAAGAGGCAGCUAUGAGCUGGGUGAACCCUGUUAUGAGAAAUCCUAUGACAUAUCAACAGCCCUCCCUCCAGAGAGUAGAACUCAAACAGCAGUGGCACCCCCAAGGCUGAGAAGUUAUCCACAGAGACCCAUACCCAUGGUCACAGAGCUGGCCCUGGGCCUACUGUGCUCCCAUAUCGCCCACUGGUCCCGGUCACCAGCAACUCUGAGAACUGAGGUGCCAGGCAGAUCGAGAAAGGCCAGAAUUCUAACAGGAUCCUCAGAAAUGUCAUCCAAGGCCGUGGUGUGGCUUGGGAGGCCCACAGGGCAAGGCACAGAUGUUAUUGUCUUUUGUGGACUCAUUCCCCCAGGGAUCUGGGUCUGCAGCAAUCUCAUGGAAGGAAGAGCCUAUUCAGACCCAUCCUCCUCAGUCCCCUGAUCUACCUGAAGAACCAGGUUCUUCAGGGGCUGGGUCAUGAGGCCUCAAGUAGGCACUAGGAAUGGCCCUUGGUGCCCUGUUGACCUGGUUAGCCUUUGAUUGACUUUUCUCAAACCGGUCUUGUGACCCCACCUGCCAUGAAGGAAGCCAUAGGGGUGUGGAAGCCUGGCUGUCAUUCUAGGCCUGUUGCCCAUGGCUGCCUCUACCCAGCAACCCCUGGCAUUUCUUCCUGAUGUUCCCUGUCUUUUUCUGGGCCCUCUCUUAGUACACAGCAGGGCCUAGGCACUGGGAUAAUAACCACAUUUGCCAGCCCCGCCCCUUCCCCUGGUCCCAGAGGAACUGAUGGAGAUGUGAACCAAUUCUGAUUAUGAGAAAAUAAAGGACCCUUUUCUGAGCCUGA